AUGACCAAGCUGAUGUUGCUCCCUGAGACUGUGGUAGAGCCGAACCGGAAGGAGUACCACUGGUAUCACCAGAAGUUCCGCAGGGUGCCUACUGUGGACCAGUGCUACGAUGAUGAUCCAGUCUGCAAGUGGGAGGCGAUGCAGCAGUUCCACCGAGAUCAGUAUGUGUGCCAUAUAUUAGUUAAAAUCCUCAGGCAAAGGGUGAUUGAACACUGCAUGGUGUAUGAGGCACCCAACAAGGAGAAGUGUGAACCACUGCAUGAAACAUAUGAGACAGUGUGGCAGCUGACUGGUUCUCUAAGU
Molecule: messenger RNA, 303 nt
Organism: Homalodisca vitripennis (glassy-winged sharpshooter)
Lineage: Eukaryota; Metazoa; Arthropoda; Insecta; Hemiptera; Cicadellidae
Product: NADH dehydrogenase [ubiquinone] 1 beta subcomplex subunit 10-like
Exons: 3
Source: RefSeq, a predicted model, not a curated record